AUGACAGACACUUCUAUUCCCCAGCAGUCGUACGCUGCUCCUAUCACAACGUCGGACGAUGCGGGCCAAUACGUCCAAACCACGCCAGUGUGGGUGGUUGUGGUGCGCGGCCUCCAAGUCCUCAUUAGCUUCAUAAUCGUGAUAAUGGCCGGUGUUUUGAUCCACGGGUAUGCCAUGGGCGCAAAUGGUUUUGCAGUCGCAUGCAGCAUAUUCACCUGGAUCGUCGUCAGCUAUGUCCUCAUCACAGAAAAAGUGUCGUCCGCCCGGAAAGGAUACAACAUCUGGGCCGUACUCUCCCUUGACCUGCUUAUGGCACUUUUCUGGCUUGCCUCUCUAGGCGCCAACGCCCAACUCCGCGCCCGAUUUAACACCCCCGUUCAAAUCGAAUCCUGCUUCAACGACGGCAGUGCUGUCAGCAGCAAUCACUGCAUUAUCUCCGGGCGCUCCGAGCUGGCCAAGCGCGCCGCCGUCGCUGGCGAGACUGGCCUUGCGCUUAUGAGUGCCGUGGCUGGGGUGAGCGCUGUACUAUGGCUCCUCUUCCUCGCAACCCUCAUCUUCCACGGCCACACAUACCGGCUCUGGCGCCAGGAACACAAGUCGUCCCCUGCCGACAACGCCACUGUCGAGAUGAAGGCCCAGGGCACGCCAAUGCUUGUACCACAAUCACAACCAGCGCCCGGUGCUCCGCAGUACACCGAUCAGCAACAAUACCAAUCCCACGUUUAUCCCCCGUCGCAAUACCCGCAUGAUCCUAGCGCCUAUGCGCAACAGGGCUCGUACUCUGGAUUGAACGAGCAGCAGCAGCAGCAGCAACCACAAGGUCAACCGUACGGCGUGUAUCCUGAUCCGAACCAAUACCACAAUCAGUAA
This is a messenger RNA of Dichotomopilus funicola, 870 nucleotides long. RefSeq lists its product as uncharacterized. The transcript is spliced from 3 exons. Bases 1 to 870 code for a protein of 289 amino acids. NCBI's taxonomy places the organism in Eukaryota, Fungi, Ascomycota, Sordariomycetes, Sordariales, Chaetomiaceae. The record is from RefSeq and is a predicted model, not a curated record.